This is a messenger RNA of Brenthis ino (lesser marbled fritillary), 2010 nucleotides long. Lineage: Eukaryota; Metazoa; Arthropoda; Insecta; Lepidoptera; Nymphalidae. The record is from the annotation of a GenBank genome assembly.
AUGAAUGAUGUUCGUGAUAAAGUUGUUGCUGGAUCUUCGUCGUGGGAGGCUACACCAAAUCUUAGUGACUCUUCACCAGAGAUACAAUCAUCGCCUGGUGGUAGUGGUGAUACUCCACAAACUCCAGGUGCCCCAGCCCCUUUGGCUCCUCAUCUUGCUGCUGAAUUGCAUCCUGAUCUGCUACAACAAGGUUGGCGCAAGUAUUGGUCUAGAAGAGAAAACAGACCAUAUUUUUGGAAUAAAGUAUCUGGUGAAUCUAUGUGGGAAUUACCAGCAGUCAAAAGAGACUUUGAUCCAAUAACAGAUCCUCUUGGAAUAUGUCAUACAGGUCCUCCUAAUGCCGGUAAUGUUACUCCAAGUGCUACUAAGAGACGUCCUUCUGAAGACAAUGGCCCUCCAGCCAAAAAAUUUGUACUUGCCGGACCAUGGGAUAUUGAAGUACCUACUAAUGUUGUAAUAUAUGAACGCCCUCCAACUAUAUGUCCACACCCACAUCCUGAUAUUGAAGGAUUUCGGUUCACCUUAGCAAACAAAUUAAGGCAAUGCUAUCAAGAGCUAUGUCACACAAGAGAAAGUAUAGAUGCUCCGAAAGAUUCUUUUAAUAGAUGGUUAAUGGAGAGAAAAGUCAAUGACCAAGGUGGUUCUGAUCCACUACUUCCAAGUCAUUGUUUCCCUGAAAUAUCAAGAUCUAUGUAUGAAGAAAUUAUGAAUGAUAUACCAAUAAAACUAACUCAUCCAAAAUUUACUGGUGAUGCUAGAAAACAACUAUCACGCUAUGCUGAAGCAGCUAAAAAAAUGAUUGAAUCUAGAAAUGCAUCACCUGAAAGUCGCAAAGUAGUUAAAUGGAAUGCAGAAGACACAUUUCAAUGGUUAAGGCGUACUGUUGGUGCUACAUAUGAUGAUUUUCAAGACAGAUUAGCACAUUUAAGAAGACAAUGUCAACCACAUUUAGCUGAGACUGCAAAAGCUUCAGUAGAAGGAAUUUGCCUUAAGAUUUAUCAUUUAUCUGCCGAGUAUGCACGUAAAAUAAGAGAAAAACAUGGAGUUCUCUUAAAAGAGAAUGGAAUACAGGAGCUAGCAGCGCCCCUGCAGCAGGCGGCGCUGCGCAAGGUGUGGUGCUACCCUGUGCAGUUCGCGCUGCCGGCGCCGCGCUCGCCGCUCGUGGAGCACUUCCUCGACCGCGACCAGGCGCUGCUGCGGUACCUCGGCGAGACGCAAGUGCUCAACGCUUCUUAUUUGCAGAAACUUGAGUACCUGUACAGAUACAGCUGCUUCGACGAUAAGAAGUUCGAGCAGUUCCUGUCGCGCGUGUGGUGCGUGCUGCGGCGGUACGCGGCGUGGGUGGGCGCGGCGGGCGCGGGCGCGGGCGACGCGCACGUGGCGCAGAUGGCGCUGCCCGUGCCCGUGCUGGAGUGCCUGCACCGCUGCUUCGGGGUCACCUUCGAGUGCUUCGCGAGCCCCCUCGACUGCUACUUCCGGCAGUACUGCUCGGCCUUCGCUGACACUGACUCGUAUUUUGGUUCGAGAGGGCCCUUUUUGGAGCUGCGGCCGGUGGCGGGGUCGCUGGUGGCGCACCCGCCCUACUGCGAGGAGCUGCUGGAGGCUGCGCUCCGGCACAUGGAGCGCCUGCUGCAGGACUCGGCCGAGCCGCUCAGCUUCGUGGUGGUGCUGCCCGAGUGGCCCGACCGCCACACGCACGCGCUGCACAAGCUGCAGGCCAGCCAUUUCAAACGGAAACAGGUUGUAAUACCUGCUUUUGAACACGAAUAUCGUCACGGUUUUCAGCAUAUACUACCAAAGAACGAAGUGUACUUCCGGUGGGGCGGCGGCACCGUUGUGGUGUGGCUGCAGAACGCCGCGGGCUUCGCGCGAUGGGGGCCCACCGACGAGCGUGUGGAGGCCCUCCUCGACGCGUGGCGCCCUCGCGCCAAGCUGCGGGCGGGGGACACCACUGAAGACGCGCCUGUCGCCCCCCACGCUCCCCCCGCACCACCCGAGAAACGCCUACAA